Molecule: messenger RNA, 279 nt
Organism: Geodia barretti
Lineage: Eukaryota; Metazoa; Porifera; Demospongiae; Tetractinellida; Geodiidae
Source: the annotation of a GenBank genome assembly
AUGAGUGUUCGUGUACGCGUCCCGACACCGCUGAGGAAAUUCACCGAGGGAUCGGAUGAGGUGGAUGCCAACGGCGAUACCGUUUCGGCCAUGCUCGAGGAUCUGGAGCAAAACCACCCGGGCAUCAAAGAGCGCAUCAUGGACGACGCCGGCAAGGUUCGCCGGUUCGUGAACGUCUAUGUGAACGGCGAUGACAUUCGCUUCCUCAAGAACGUGGACACCACGUUGAAGGACGGUGACAACAUAUCCAUCGUGCCGGCUAUCGCGGGAGGUAUGUAA